Nilaparvata lugens (brown planthopper) is the source of this 1291-nucleotide messenger RNA. RefSeq lists its product as uncharacterized. The coding region runs from base 1 to 1173 and encodes 390 amino acids. Lineage: Eukaryota; Metazoa; Arthropoda; Insecta; Hemiptera; Delphacidae. The transcript is spliced from 6 exons. Gene Ontology annotation, biological process: detection of chemical stimulus involved in sensory perception of smell; sensory perception of smell. Gene Ontology annotation, cellular component: plasma membrane. Gene Ontology annotation, molecular function: odorant binding; olfactory receptor activity. The record is from RefSeq and is a predicted model, not a curated record.
AUGCAGCCAAAUGCACAAAAACAAAUCGAAGACAUCAGGCACAUGCGCUCCAUUUCGUGUGCACUCAAGUCGACUGGCAUCAAGAAUAGUCGGGUGGCAUGCCACAUCCUGCUACUAGUGGCUUGCAUUGUCAACAUCCUCAUGAGCAUGUCUUCAAAGUGGCACGACCUUGAGAGUCGCAUUCUCUGCCUGAGAGACCUGCAGAGUCUGCUGCUCAUUCUGAUCUAUUUCAUUAUUAUGGGCCAGGAUGGGCGAGUGCUCGAGAAAUUCUGCGAUAUCAUGGACGAACAGUUUUCCGGCCGAAUCGAGAUUCAGCAAUUUGAUGAGAUAAACAGGAACUUCAGAGUUGCUAACAGCUUGAAUGUGAAGAAAUACUGUCGCAACUUCUUAAUAUUUUUGUUGGUUCGUAAUUCGGCCAUGGCAUUUGUGCCGAUGAUCUAUUCGAUUUUGCUGGUGAUUUCCGCGGUGAUGAAAGAUGACUACGAGAAACUGAACCACCUACCAGUCAUCAUCAACUUCCAUUACCCUGAACGACACGCCUGCUGGCAACUGCAACUGGCUCUCAAUCUUUUCGCUACUUAUUUCUAUGUGAUAAACAUAUUUCUGUCAUAUAUUUUCACUAUGAGUGGUAUCUUCAUAUUCCAUAACAUCAGUUACCACUUCGAGCUACUUUCUUCAUACAUUCAAGAAUUUGAUAAGCUGGAAUUAUUGGAAGAUAUCAGACUCAAAUUUAUGAUGAAACAAUUGACUGCAUACCAUCAGACUAUACUCAGAAUUCAUUCGAGCUUCGACGAGCACUGUCGAUUUCUAAUAUUUGGCUUCAGUUUUGCUGUUACAUUCCAAGCUUGUACGUACAUCUACAGCAUUGUGGAGAUGAGAGAAUCAAAAUAUGUCAUCCAGCUAUCUUUUGCGUUGGUUCUGCUUUACGCGUUUUCUAUAUACGGACAAAAAAUUGUUGAUGCGGGCGAACUUGUGAAUCAAUCAAUUUACGAAUGCAACUGGACUGAGAAGCCUUUGUGGUAUAAGAAACACUUAUUGAUCAUGCUUAUUCGAUCAUCUCAAAGUAUUGAAUUCCAUUGUUUUGAAUUGGUGUCAGUGAAGAACACAUUUUUCAUGAAGGUGCUGCAAACGACUUAUACGUACUUCAAUUUCCUGAAAGAUACCAACAAAUGAAGUUUCUCCAUUAGAUGAUGAGCCGUUACAUAGAAACUCUAUCCUAGAACUGUUGGAUUUAUUGUUUCUACAUUUUCUUUGGGAUAUAGAUGUUUGUAAAAUAUUUUGAUACUGUCAA